Penicillium canariense is the source of this 1857-nucleotide messenger RNA. RefSeq names its product Zn(II)2Cys6 transcription factor. Bases 1 to 1857 code for a protein of 618 amino acids. The transcript is spliced from 4 exons. Lineage: Eukaryota; Fungi; Ascomycota; Eurotiomycetes; Eurotiales; Aspergillaceae. Gene Ontology annotation, cellular component: nucleus. The record is from RefSeq and is a predicted model, not a curated record. Gene Ontology annotation, biological process: regulation of DNA-templated transcription. Gene Ontology annotation, molecular function: transcription cis-regulatory region binding; DNA-binding transcription factor activity, RNA polymerase II-specific; zinc ion binding.
AUGGAGGAUAUAUCGCUUCCCUCGCCACCGGCAGUCAGCGCCUUGCGUGAAUCAUUUGGUGAUAGUAAGCCGCCAGACAUUACUCGGAAGAUCACAGCAUGCGUGGCAUGUCGCAAACAGAAGGUGGUUAAAUGCCAUAUGCGAGAGGGACAGGCACCAUGUUCACGGUGCAAGAAGCGAGGUCUGCCAUGCACUGUGAACCGGAGUCUGCAAACACUACUAGAAGAAGAUGUGACAUGGAAAGGUGCAGUUGUACGAAAAAUUAAGCGACUUGAAGAUGCCAUUGCGAAGAUCGCAUCCAAAGUCGACCUCUCCGAUCUCGAUUUAAACCAAGCACGGCCAGAGGAAGCACCAGAGUCCAUGAGCCCGCCGGUAGUGGAGAUGACCAGUGCAGAGCACCCGUCGCCUAGCCCAGAGCCUCAAUCGAAAGAUGACCAGGAGGAAACCCAGACUUGGGAGGUGAUCAUGGACCCUCGGGGUGGUCCAGCAUCAAUACCGGCAUCUUGUCUUUCAGAAAGUAUAAAAGCAGCAAUGCACAGUCUACCACAAUCUCGGCGUCCUGACCUGAUAUCAACCGGGAUAAUCACAUUACGGCAAGCGUUGGCCCUGUUCGAUACAUAUCACUUGCGGUUAGAUCACUUCUUGUAUCGCAUACUUGGGGACCACAUCAGCCUGGACUCAGUACGAAUCGCGUCACCGCUCUUGACGGCAGCGGUUUGCACAGUUGGGGCUCUGCACUCCCCAUCUUUGGGUCACUUAUUCGAUACAUGCUAUGCAGAAUACAAGGACCUGGUGGCCACGCAAAUGUUCUCCAGGCAUGCCAAUGAAGAUGACAUUCGGGGACUAUGCAUUGGUGCCUUUUGGUUACAUGAGCUUUCCGGGAUCUACAAAGCCCUCAAGGGUGACCGAGAAGGCUAUAUCCAGGCGCGGCUUUACUACCUUGUCUACGUGUGCGACCAUCAUUUUUCCGUGGCAUACGGUCGACCUCCUAUGUCUCGCGAAGGUUUCAUCAUCGACUCGGCAAGUCGGCUUCUGGAGACUAGGAAUGCGACCGAGGAUGACGCCAGACUGAUCAGUCAAGUGAAGGAAUGGUCAAUCCUCGGUCAAGUCUUUGACACAUUUGGCGUGGACGUGGACACCGCCCUUGCCUCCGAGACAAUCCCCCAGCUUCGGCGAUACGCCAUCGCCUUGGAUACGUGGUUUUCCGAUUGGAAUGAGAGCUUUCGCGAGAACAGGAGGGUUGGAAACUACCCGCAAAAGGGCGUUGGUUUCCACUUCCAUUUUGCGAAGCUCUACCUCUGCUCUCAUACAUUCCGCGGCUUACCCGCGGGGGAAAAUGCCACGCGGUACUUCUCGCCCGCGUUAGAAGAAAUUGCCAAUACUGGUGUCCUAUCGGCCAUGUCGAUUCUUCGAGUCAUUGUCUCGGACGCAGAGUUCCGAUCGUUCAUGAAUGGUCUCCCAUUAUAUUUUAACACGAUGCUCGCAUUUGCGGUCGUCUUCCUCCUCAAGGUGGCUACCAAGUAUGCGAGCGUGAUUAGAAUCGACACUGCCAAAAUCCUUUCCCUUGUGACGCAAACGGUCGCUGCUUUGCGCGAGAUCACUCAGUCGAUGCACCGACAACAUCUACUUGUCGUCAUAACUGAGGGACUUGAAAGGCUGCUGCUUAGAUUUCAAGUUCCCGUCCAGACAACACAAGAAGCAGUCUACCAUGCAUCGCCGGCAAUGGAACCACCCACCCACCUCGAACUGAGCUGGAUGGAAAACAUGGCAAGCUUUGAUUUUCAGACUAACUUCCCUGACAUAGAUGACUGGUGGCUUCAUUAUAAUACAUCAAUAGGCCCUGGGCGUUCCAUAUGA